UCCUUCUUCAGCUCCUUCGGCCCACGCCCGCAGCCGCUUGGCGGAGAGGAGGUGGUGGCUCUCGGCGCCCCAGGCUGCUGCCGGCGGCCCGCCCCGACGCCGCGUCGGCUCAGCCCUCGCCUCGCGCUCCAGUAGCCGGACCGGGUCUCCGGACGAGCGGGUAAUAUGCACGUGUCACUAGCUGAGGCCCUGGAGGUUCGGGGUGGACCUCUGCAGGAAGAAGAAAUAUGGGCUGUAUUAAAUCAAAGUGCUGAAAGUCUCCAAGAAUUAUUCAGAAAAGUAAGCAUAGCUGAUCCUGCUGCCCUUGGUUUCAUCAUUUCUCCAUGGUCUCUGCUGUUGCUGCCAUCUGGUAGUGUGUCAUUUACAGAUGAAAAUAUUUCCAAUCAGGAUCUUCGCGCAUUCACCGCACCAGAGGUUCUUCAAAAUCAGUCACUAACUUCUCUUUCAGAUGUUGAAAAGAUCCAUAUUUAUUCUCUUGGAAUGACAUUGUAUUGGGGGGCUGAUCACGAAGUGCCUCAGAGCCAACCUAUCAAGCUUGGAGAUCAUCUCAACAGCAUCCUGCUUGGAAUGUGUGAAGAUGUUAUUUACGCUAGAGUUUCUGUUCGGACUGUUCUGGAUGCUUGCAGUGCCCAUAUUAGGAAUAGCAAUUGUGCACCUUCAUUUUCCUAUGUGAAGCAGUUGGUAAAACUGGUUCUGGGAAAUCUUUCUGGGACGGAUCAACUUUCCCGUAACAGUGAACAAAAGCCUGAUCGAAGCCAAGCUAUUCGAGACCGAUUGAGAGGAAAAGGAUUACCAACAGGAAGAAGCUCUACUUCUGAUGUACUAGACAUACACAAGUCUCCAUUCUCUCAUCAGACCUUUCUUAACAAAGGGCUUAGUAAAUCUAUGGGAUUUCUGUCCAUCAGAGACACACAAGAUGAGGAAGAUUAUUUCAAGGACAUUUCAUCAGAUAAUAAUUCUGGACACGAAGAUUCUGAAAAUGCCUGCUCCCCUUACCAGUUCAAAACUAGUGGCCCAGAAAAAAAAACUUUCCCUGGUAUUGAUGUGCUUCCCAAGAAGAAGAUUUGGGCUUCAUCCAUGGACUUGCUUUGCACAGCUGACAGAGACUUUUCUGUGGAAACUGGUGGAUUCCGACAAUAUCUCCCUGAGGCAGUAACGGUGCGGACUUCAACUACUCCUAGAAAAAAGGAAGCAAGAUACUCAGAUGGAAGCAUGGCCUUGGAUAUCUUUGGCCCUCAAAAAGUGGAUCCAGUGUUUCACAUGCGAGAUUUGCCCACUUCCUCAGCAAUAUCGAGUGCUUUGGACCGAAUUCGAGAAAGACAAAAGAAACUUCAGGUUCUGAGAGAAGCCAUGAAUGUAGAAGAACCAAUUCGAAGAUAUAAAACUUACCACAGUGAUAUCUUUAGUACCUCCAGUGAAAGUCCAUCUGUCAUUUCCUCUGAAUCAGAUUUCCGACAAGUACGAAAAAGUGAAGCUUCCAAGAGGUUUGAAUCUAACAAUGGUCUCCCAGGGGUAGGUGAAAACCCAAGUCAAGGCCAGUCACAGAGACCAAGUAGACAAUAUGAAACACCCCUUGAAGGCAAUGUAAUUAAUCAAGAGAUUAUGCUAAAACGGCAAGAAGAAGAAAUGAUGCAGCUGCAAGCCAGAAUGGCCCUUAGACAGUCUCGGCUGAGCCUGUAUCCAGGAGACACAAUCAAAGCCUCUAUGCUUGACAUCAGCAGGGAUCCCUUAAGAGAAAUGGCCCUUGAAACAGCCAUGACCCAAAGAAAACUGAGGAAUUUCUUUGGCCCUGAGUUUGUGAAGAUGACGAUUGAGCCAUUCAUAUCUUUGGAUUUGCCACGGUCUAUCCUUGCCAAGAAAGGAAAGAAUGAAGAUAACCGAAGAAAAGUAAACAUAAUGCUUCUGAGUGGGCAGAGACUGGAACUGACUUGUGAUACCAAAACUAUAUGUAAAGAUGUGUUUGAUAUGAUUGUGGCCCACAUUGGCUUAGUGGAACAUCAUUUGUUUGCUUUAGCUACCCUCAAAGAUAAUGAAUAUUUCUUUGUUGAUCCUGAUUUAAAAUUAACCAAAGUGGCCCCAGAGGGAUGGAAAGAAGAACCAAAGAAAAAGAGCAAAGCCGCUGUUAAUUUUACUUUGUUUUUCCGAAUUAAAUUUUUCAUGGAUGAUGUUAGUCUAAUACAACAUACCCUGACCUGUCAUCAGUAUUAUCUUCAACUGCGAAAGGAUAUCUUGGAGGAGAGGAUGCAUUGUGAUGAUGAGACUUCUUUAUUGCUGGCAUCCUUGGCUCUCCAGGCUGAAUACGGAGAUUAUCAACCAGAGGUUCAUGGUGUGUCUUAUUUUAGACUGGAGCAUUAUUUGCCUCCCAGAGUGAUGGAGAAACUUGAUUUAUCCUAUGUUAAAGAAGAGUUACCAAAAUUGCAUAAUACGUAUGUGGGAGCUUCUGAAAAAGAGACAGAGUUAGAAUUUUUAAAGGUCUGCCAGAGACUGACAGAAUAUGGAGUUCAUUUUCAUCGAGUGCACCCUGAGAAAAAGUCACAAACUGGAAUAUUGCUUGGAGUCUGUUCUAAAGGUGUCCUUGUGUUUGAGGUUCACAAUGGAGUUCGCACACUGGUCCUUCGCUUUCCAUGGAGGGAAACCAAGAAGAUUUCUUUUUCCAAAAAGAAAAUCACAUUGCAAAAUACAUCAGAUGGAAUAAAACAUGCCUUCCAGACAGACAACAGUAAGGUGUGCCAGUACCUGCUACACCUCUGCUCUUCCCAGCAUAAGUUCCAGCUGCAGAUGAGAGCAAGACAGAGCAACCAGGAUGCCCAGGAUAUCGAGAGAGCUUCGUUUAGGAGCCUGAAUCUCCAAGCAGAGUCCGUUAGAGGAUUUAAUAUGGGACGAGCAAUCAGCACUGGCAGUCUGGCCAGCAGCACCCUGAACAAACUUGCCGUUCGACCUCUGUCAGUUCAAGCUGAGAUUCUGAAGAGGCUCUCCUGCUCAGAGCUGUCGCUUUACCAGCCAUUGCAAAACAAUGCAAAAGAGAAGAGUGGCAAAGCUUCAUGGGAGGAAAAGCCUAGAGGGAUGAGUAAAUCAUACCACGAUCUCAGUCAGGCCUCUCUCUACCCUCAUCGGAAAAAUGUCAUUGUUAACAUGGAAUCCCCACCACAGAGCAUUGCGGAGUUGGUAGGAAAACCAUUACACCAGAUGGCAAGAUCUGAUACAGAAUCUUUGGCAGGAUUCACAAAACUUAAUAAUUCAAAGUCUGUUGCAAGUUUAAAUAGAAGUCCUGAAAGGAGGAAACAGGAAUCAGACUCCUCAUCCUUUGAAGACCCUGGUCAAGCAUAUGUUAUAGGAAUGACUUUGCAUAGUUCUGGAAAUUCUUCAUCCCAAGUACCCUUAAAAGAAAAUGAUGUGCUACACAAAAGAUGGAGCAUAGUCUCUUCACCAGAAAGGGAGAUCACCUUGGUGAACCUGAAAAAAGAUGCAAAGUAUGGCUUAGGAUUUCAAAUUAUUGGUGGGGAGAAGAUGGGAAGACUGGAUCUAGGUGUAUUUAUUAGUUCAAUCACCCCUGGAGGACCAGCUGACUUGGAUGGAUGUUUAAAGCCAGGUACUUUACAUCUAGGAGACCGUUUGAUAUCUGUGAAUAGUGUGAGUCUUGAGGGGGUCAGCCACCAUGCUGCAAUUGAAAUUUUGCAAAAUGCACCUGAAGACGUGACACUUGUUAUCUCUCAGCCAAAAGAGAAGAUACCCAAAGGGCCUUCUAGUCCUGUGCACAUUGCCAGUGGCAUGAAAAACUACAUGAAGAAACCUUCCUCCAUGCAAGACAGUGCUAUAGAUUCUUCUGAGGAUCACUGCUGGCCACAUGGUACCCCAAGGCACAUCUCAGAGAGCUCCUUUGGGCUGUCUGGGGGCCUGCGGGAAGGAAGCCUGAGUUCUCAGGAUUCCAGGACUGAAAGCGCCAGCUUGUCCCAGAGUCAGGUCAAUGGUUUCUUUGCCAGCCCUCUAAGUGACCGAACCUGGCAGGAAUCACAGCACGGCAGCCCUUCCCCUUCUGUGAUAUCCAAGACCACUGGGAAGAAGAGGACUUCUACCGACAGUAAUCGAAGCAAAACUAAAAAAACAGGCAGUUCUGAUGCAACAGAUUACUCUGACCGUGGAGAUUCAGACAUGGAUGAAGCUACUUACUCCAGCAGUCAGGAUCAUCAAACACCAAAAAAGGAAUCUUCCUCCUCAAUGAAUACAUCCAACAAAAUGAAUUUUAAAACUUUUCCUUCAUCACCUCCUAAACCUGGAGAUAUCUUUGAGGUUGAACUGGCUAAAAAUGAUAACAGCUUGGGGAUAAGUGUCACGGGAGGUGUGAAUACCAGUGUCAGACAUGGUGGCAUUUAUGUGAAAGCUGUUAUUCCCAAGGGCGCAGCUGAGUCCGAUGGUAGAAUUCACAAAGGUGAUCGUGUCCUUGCUGUCAACAGAGUUAGUCUGGAAGGAGCUACCCAUAAGCAAGCUGUGGAAACACUGAGAAAUACAGGACAGGUCGUUCAUCUGUUACUAGAAAAGGGGCAGUCUCCAGCGUCCAAAGAACAUGUCCCCAUGACCCCACAGUGCACCCUUCCAGAUCCAGAUGCCCAAGGUCAAGAAAAAAUGAAGAAAAUGACUCAUGUCAAAGACUACAGCUUUGUCACUGAAGAGAAUACGUUUGAGGUAAAAUUGUUUAAAAAUAGCUCAGGUCUAGGAUUCAGUUUUUCUCGAGAAGACAGUCUGAUUCCUGAACAAAUGAAUGCCAGCAUCGUAAGGGUUAAAAAGCUCUUUCCUGGACAGCCAGCAGCAGAAAGUGGAAAAAUUGAUGUGGGAGAUGUUAUCUUGAAAGUGAAUGGAGCCUCUUUGAAAGGACUAUCUCAGCAGGAAGUCAUAUCUGCUCUCAGGGGAACAUCUCCAGAAGUAUCCUUGCUGCUCUGUAGACCUUCACCUGGUAUGCUACCGGAAAUUGACCCUGCUCUUUUGACCCCACUGCACUCUCCAGCACAAGUACUUCCAAACAACACCAAAGACUCCUCUCAACCAGCAUGUAUGGAGCAAGGCACAAGCUCAGAUGAAAAUGAAAUGUAUGACAAAAGCAAGAAACAAUGCACAUCCCCAUCCAGGAGAGACAGUUACAGUGAUAGUAGUGGGAGUGGAGAAGACUUGGUGAAAGCUCCAGGAAAGAUACCAAAUAGGAGCUGGAGUUCAUCUUUGCAUCAGACUCUAAACAACAUGGGAUCACAGGCACUAAGUCAACAUGAAACAUCUAAGAGUAAAGAAGAUGCCAUUUGUACCAUGUUUUACUAUCCUCAGAAAAUACCCAGUAAAGCAGAACUUGAGGACAGCAGUCCUCCUUCCCCUCUACCACCGGACGUGACUCUUGGGCAGAGCUAUCAACCCCAAGCAGAAUCUGCUUCCACUAAUUCAAUGGAUAAAUAUAUAUAUCACAUUUCUGAACCAACUAGACAAGAAAGCUUGACAUCUUUGAAAAAUGACUUGGAAAACCACCUUGAAGACUUUGAACUGGAAGUAGAACUCCUCAUUACCCUAAUUAAAUCAGAAAAAGGAAGCCUGGGUUUUACAGUAACCAAAGGCAGUCAGAGUAUUGGUUGUUAUGUUCAUGAUGUCAUUCAGGAUCCAGCCAAAAGUGAUGGAAGGCUAAGACCUGGGGACCGGCUCAUAAAGGUUAAUGAUACAGAUGUUACAAACAUGACUCACACAGAUGCAGUGAAUCUGCUCCGAGCUGCACCCAAGACAGUCAGAUUAGUUCUAGGACGAGUUCUAGAAUUACCCAGGAUGCCAGUGCUGCCUCAUUUGUUACCUGACAUUACAUUAACAUGCAACAAGGAGGAGUUGGGUUUUUCCUUAUCUGGAGGUCAUGACAGCCUUCAUCAAGUGGUAUAUAUUAGUGAUAUCAAUCCGAGGUCAGUUGCAGCCAUUGAGGGCAAUCUCCAGCUAUUAGACAUCAUCCACUAUGUGAACGGAGUCAGCACACAAGGAAUGACCUUGGAAGAAGCUAAGAGAGCAUUAGACAUGUCACUUCCUUCGGUGGUGCUGAAAGCAACAAGAGAUGGUCAUCCAGUGGUUCCAAGUUCUAAGAGGUCUGCUGUUUCAACUCCACAGUCAAUCAAAGCCAAUGGUCAUCACCCCGUGGAGCCUUGCCACAAGCCUGCCGUCACUCCUAGUAAUUCGUUCUCCAAGGUUAAUGGGGAAGAAAUAAUUGAAGUUUUAUACCCUGAAGGAAAAUGCUGUACUUAUCAGAUGAAGGGAUCAGCAAACUUGAUUCUCUCCAAAGAAUCUAAUGUACAAGAAGAUGAUAUCUAUGAUGAUCCUCAAGAAGCUGAAGUUAUUCAGUCUCUGCUGGAUGUUGUGGAUGAGGAAGCCCAGAAUCUUUUAAACCAAAAUAAUGCAGCAGGAGAUGCCUGUAUUCCAGGUUCAUUGAAAACCAAUGGGCAGUUAUCUGAAGAGAGAGCAGAAGAUACAGACUGUGAUGGUUCACCAUUACCUGAAGAUUUUACAGAGUCUGUCAAAAUGAAUGGCUGUGAAGAAUAUUGUGAAGAAAAAGUAAAAAGUGAAAGGGACAAAACUGAAGAAAAUAUUACCACUGUGUUUUAUUGUCAUAGCUUGAUUCAAAAGUCACAAGAAACGAAGCCUGACGAUGAUGAUGAGAUAACAUUGGGAAGUGAUGAAUUGCCAAUAGAAACAACAAACCAUGAAGAUUCUGAUAAAGAUCAUCCCUUUCUGACAAAUGAGGAGCUUGCUUCACUCCCCAUCGUUAAAGUGCUUCCCUCUGGUAAAUACACUGGCACCAAGUUGAAAUCAGUCAUUCGAACAUUGCGAGGUUUAUUAGAUCAAGGAAUUCCUUCUAAGGAGCUGGAGAAUCUUCAAGAAUUAAAACCUUUGGAUCAAUGUCUAAUUGGACAAACUAAGGAAAAUAGAAGAAAGAACCGAUAUAAAAAUAUACUUCCCUAUGAUGCUACAAGAGUGCCUCUUGGAGAUCAAGGUGGCUAUAUCAACGCCAGCUUCAUUAAGAUACCCGUGGGAAAAGAAGAGUUCGUUUACAUUGCCUGCCAAGGACCUCUCCCUACAACUGUUGGAGAUUUCUGGCAGAUGAUUUGGGAACAAAAAUCCACAGUGAUAGCCAUGAUGACCCAAGAAGUAGAAGGGGAAAAAAUCAAAUGCCAGCGCUAUUGGCCUAACGUCCUAGGCCAAACAACAAUGGUCAGUGACAGGCUUCGGCUGGCUCUCGUGAGAAUGCAGCAGCUGAAGGGCUUUGUAGUAAGGGCAAUGGCCCUAGAAGAGAUUCAGACAGGAGAGAUACGACAUAUUUCUCAUCUGAAUUUCACUGCCUGGCCAGACCACGAUACACCUUCUCAGCCAGAUGACUUGCUCACUUUUAUCUCUUACAUGAGACACAUUCAUAGAUCUGGCCCAAUCAUCACCCACUGCAGCGCUGGCAUUGGACGUUCAGGGACCCUGAUAUGCAUAGAUGUGGUCUUAGGAUUAAUCAGUCAAGAUCUUGAAUUUGACAUCUCUGACUUAGUACGCUGCAUGAGACUACAAAGACAUGGAAUGGUUCAGACAGAGGAUCAAUAUAUUUUCUGCUAUCAAGUCAUCCUUUAUGUGCUGACACGUCUUCAAGCUGAGGAAGAGCAAAAAGAACAGCCAGAGCUUCUGAAAUAACAUGAAAAGAACAGCCUCCUGGAUGCUUUUUCAUCUUGCUCCCAACCUCCAACAGGUGUUCCUGUUCUCUGCUUAAAAUAAAGAUCACAGGGCAGCAAGUCCAUACGAUAUUAUUAUGCUUAUUCUCCUCUACCUUAGAGGGGCAUUCUUCACAACAAUAAAUAAUGUUGAAAUGCUGUAUUCUUACAGCUACUUUAACCUGUGAUAAUUUAAAAAUUUUUAACACUAACUGAACAGUGCAGAUCUUAGGGAUGAUUAAGGCAGCAUUUGAUUAUAGUUGAUGUUACAAGGACAUGCUGAGUCUAUUUUUGAUGUACCAAUCUUGUUUAUAGCAAAAUUCUUUCCCAGUAUUUUAAUAGAGUUAUUUUAUAGGGGAUACUUGAAACCAGUAUUUAAGCUUUAAAUGACAGUAAUAUUGGCAUAGAAAAGAAGUAGUAAAUGUUUACUGUAUCAGUUUCUAAUGUUUACUAUAUAGAAUUUCCUGUAAUAUAUUUAUAUACUUUUUCACGAAAAUGGAGUUACCAGAUACAUUUGUAACUGCAUAAUGUUUGUUAUGUAUCAUCUCACUUUGUAAAUAAAAAUACAUCUUAAAAAUA
This is a messenger RNA of Callorhinus ursinus (northern fur seal), 8276 nucleotides long. RefSeq names its product protein tyrosine phosphatase non-receptor type 13 (gene PTPN13). Gene Ontology annotation, molecular function: phosphatidylinositol 3-kinase regulatory subunit binding; protein tyrosine phosphatase activity. NCBI's taxonomy places the organism in Eukaryota, Metazoa, Chordata, Mammalia, Carnivora, Otariidae. Gene Ontology annotation, cellular component: cytoskeleton; nucleus; cytoplasm. Gene Ontology annotation, biological process: peptidyl-tyrosine dephosphorylation. The record is from RefSeq and is a predicted model, not a curated record.